This is a messenger RNA of Cornus florida, 2980 nucleotides long. RefSeq names its product pentatricopeptide repeat-containing protein At5g02860-like. The record is from RefSeq and is a predicted model, not a curated record. The transcript has 2 exons. NCBI's taxonomy places the organism in Eukaryota, Viridiplantae, Streptophyta, Magnoliopsida, Cornales, Cornaceae. The coding region runs from base 159 to 2624 and encodes 821 amino acids. Gene Ontology annotation, molecular function: protein binding.
AACCAUCCCUCCACUCCUCUUGAUAUUUUUCCUUCCACUGCCGUCCAUGUAACCUAACCUGUCAGAUAUUUCAUUAGCGACUACACUCUACACAAUACUGCCAUAAGCAAGUUGAGCAAGAAAAACACACGCACUCUCUCUCUCUGUCUACUUUGUUAAUGGUAGAUAAGAUGGGUCUUCCUCUUGUACUACCAAACCCUCCACCUCCAAAACCCUUCUUUCAAGACCACCACCACCACCACCAUGCCAUACCUCCACAACCACCACCUCCUCCACUCACCCCUCUCUUUCAAGACCUCCUUCCCCAACAAAACUCUCACAAUUCCUCACAUACCCACAACCCCCAAUCCCCUCUCACCCGAACACGGCGUCGCAUCGGCAAAUCCCGGGACCCCAACAGAGGCAAGCCAUGGUCUCACCACCGUCUCUCCCCUGAAGGUCAGCAUAUUCUCCAAACCCUAGUCGACCCUGAUUUUGAUAUCACUCAGAUUGACCAAAUAUUAAAUGAAUUCUUCAAUUCACGUGAACAACAAGAAGAAGAAUCAGAAUUGUGUAUUGGGUCUCUUUCUUUAGAUAUUUUGGGUAUAAUUAAGGGUUUAGGGCAUUACAAGAAAUGUGACCUGGCUAUGAGUGUGUUCGGUUGGGUUCGGAAUCGGAAUCGGAAUGAUUCUCGACUUCUGUUGAGUGGGUCUGUUGUUGCUGUAAUUAUAAACAUUCUUGGCAAAGAGGGUCAGGUCUCAUCGGCAGCUAAUUUGCUUCAUAGUCUGCAUAAAGAUGGUUUUGGUAUUGAUGUUUAUGCUUAUACUUCUUUGAUAACUGCCUCUGCUAAAAAUGGGAAGUAUAGGGAUGCAUUGAUGGUUUUCAAGAAAAUGGAGGAAGAGGGUUGUAAACCUACAUUGAUUACAUACAAUGUGAUUCUGAAUGUUCAUGGGAAAAUGGGUAUGCCGUGGAAUAAGAUUAUGGCAGUUUUUGAGGGGAUGAAGAAUUCAGGGGUUGCUCCAGAUGCAUAUACAUAUAAUACUCUAAUAAGUUGUUGUCGCCGAGGGGCAUUGUAUGAAGAAGCUAAUCGGGUGGUCAGAGAGAUGAAGAUAGCGGGUUUUAUGCCUGAUAAAGUAACUUAUAAUGCGCUAUUGGAUGUCUAUGGAAAGUCUCGGAGGCCUAAGGAAGCCAUGGAAGUUCUGCGGGAGAUGGAGAUUAAUGGGUUUUUGCCUAGCAGCGUGACUUAUAAUUCAUUGAUAUCGGCUUGUGCUAGGGAUGGUUUAUUGGAGGAAGCAAUUGAGUUUAAAACCCAAAUGACGGGGAAAGGGAUUAAGCCAGAUGUAUUUACUUAUACAACUCUCUUAUCAGGGUUUGAGAAGGCCGGGAAGGAUGAGUCUGCAAUGAGGGUUUUUGAGGAGAUGAGAAGUGUGGGUAUUAAUCCAAAUAUAUGUACCUUUAAUGCUCUUAUUAAGAUGUAUGGUAACAGGGGAAAAUUUACGGAAAUGAUGAAGGUUUUUGAAGAGAUCAAGGCAUGCGGGUGUGCCCCAGAUAUUGUUACUUGGAAUACACUUCUGGCAGUAUUUGGGCAGAAUGGAUUGGAUUCCGAAGUGUCGGGAGUGUUCAAGGAAAUGAAGAGAGCGGGAUUUGUAGCUGAGAGGGACACUUUUAAUACCUUAAUUAGCGCCUACAGCCGGUGUGGAUCUUUUGAGCAAGCUAUGUCUGUUUAUAAAAGAAUGUUGGAUGCAGGGGUCACUCCUGACCUUUCCACCUAUAAUACUAUCUUGGCAGCACUGGCACGGGGAGGGCUUUGGAAGCAGUCUGAGAAAGUACUUUCCGAGAUGAAAUAUGUUCGGUGUAAACCCAAUGAGCUGACGUACAGUUCUUUGCUGCAUGCUUAUGCCAAUGGGAAGUCACUCGAACGGAUGUGUGCUCUUGCAGAAGAGAUAUACUCUGGCAUAAUUGAACCACAUGCCGCGCUGUUGAAAACACUUGUUCUAGUUAAUAGCAAAUGCGACCUUUUAUUGGAAACAGAACGGGCUUUCUUGGAGUUGAGAAGAAAAGGUUCCUCUCUUGACAUAACUACUUUGAAUGCCAUGGUUUCGAUAUAUGGACGGAGGCAGAUGAUUACCAAAGCAAGUGAGAUAUUGAACUUCAUGAUUGAGGGUGGGUUUACUCCUAGCCUAACUACUUACAAUAGCUUGAUGUAUAUGUACAGCCGCUCUGCAAAUUUCGUGAAAUCCGAAGAUAUACUGAGGGAUAUUUUGGCAAAAGGAAUCAAGCCUGAUGUAAUUUCAUACAACACUGUAAUUUUUGCUUAUUGCAGAAAUGGUCGGAUGAGAGAUGCCUCACGGAUAUUUGCGGAAAUGAGGGAUUCUGGUCUUAUUCCAGAUGUCAUCACGUAUAAUACCUUUGUUGCAAGUUAUGCUGCUGAUGCAAUGUUUGUGGAGGCCAUUGAUGUGGUUCAAUACAUGAUUAAGCAUGGCUGUAAACCAAAUGAGAGCACAUACAACUCCAUCGUAGAUUCAUAUUAUAAGCACAAUCGGCGGGAUGAGGCAAUAAUGUUUGUUAAUAGCCUUCGGAAGCUUAAUCCACAUGUUUCCAAGGACGAAGAAUGCAGAUUAUCAGAACGAUUAACAAAGAAAUGAUCAUCGAAGAUCCAAUUCUAUUGAUGCAAUUGCUGCUGAGUUUGUGUACUCCUUGGCUCUGAAACUUGUACAUCCUCAGCUGAUACAUGGCGAAGGACUUGCUCAUUUGGCUUGUAUAGCUGACAUCAAGUCUUGUGUUACUCAGUUGGAAAUGAUGGGAAAGUUAAAUAACUUCAUGGUAUGUACAAUCACCAAUAUAACACUAAAUAGGAAUCUAUGUCUGCCAUUAAUUAGUGAUGGCUGAUACUUUAUUUAUAUGAUUAUAUUCUUGUUAUAUGUAUGUAUUUUUUUUUUAUACGAUUAUAUUCUUGUUGUAUGUAUGUAGUUAUAUAAAUCUGUUACUAUUUUAUUUCUCA